This is a messenger RNA of Lindgomyces ingoldianus, 378 nucleotides long. RefSeq lists its product as uncharacterized. The annotation marks the transcript as partial. The record is from RefSeq and is a predicted model, not a curated record. The transcript has a single exon. Lineage: Eukaryota; Fungi; Ascomycota; Dothideomycetes; Pleosporales; Lindgomycetaceae.
AAGGGUAACUGGCGUGACACGCCAAUUCCACCCGGACGCACUGCGGCCGCUUGCCAUAUCAUGGUCGCCCGCCUGAAGGAUAGCAUGAAAAAUGAGAUCGCCGAGAUCAAGUCCGGCCAAUCUACAAACACCGGUGACGACGAUGCUGCGAAGACCACUCCCAAGAAGAGGGGGGACGCAGACGGUACACCAAAGACGGCCAAGUCUACUCCGCGUAAGCGCAAGACGAAAGCCGAGGGAGACGGGGAGUGCUCACCGAAGAAGCGUGGACGCAAGACGAAGGUUGUCGAGGAGGCUAGUGAAGGAUAUGAUGCGACUGACGGUGAGCCAGAGAUCGAGGCCGAGGCGGAUCAAAAGGAUGGAGUGCUCUACACGUAG